Messenger RNA from Hypoxylon trugodes, 2522 nucleotides. Its product is annotated as PLP-dependent transferase. Gene Ontology annotation, cellular component: endoplasmic reticulum. The transcript is spliced from 3 exons. The coding region runs from base 245 to 1948 and encodes 567 amino acids. The record is from RefSeq and is a predicted model, not a curated record. Lineage: Eukaryota; Fungi; Ascomycota; Sordariomycetes; Xylariales; Hypoxylaceae. Gene Ontology annotation, molecular function: pyridoxal phosphate binding; sphinganine-1-phosphate aldolase activity. Gene Ontology annotation, biological process: carboxylic acid metabolic process; sphingolipid catabolic process.
UUUUUUGCGGGGACUCGUUUCUUCUUUUGGAUGCAGCUUCGUGACCCGCGGAAUCUGAUGUCAACACAUCUUCGGACUUCUCUCUAGAAUUGGGUUAAAAACGAAAGAGAGGGAUGAUUUAUUUAAUUCUUUAGUUUCUUCCGUGUCUUAUUCUUCUUUGUUAGAUGUCCCAAUAUCUCCCCAAUAAUUCCAAUUGAGUUGUGAAGAGACCCUUCGAUUAUUGAUUGUAAGACACAUCGACAUCAUGCCGGGCUCCUCACGAAUGCCCAUCAGCUUGCGCGAGACGUAUAACAGCGUUAAGCGAUCUCGGCCAGUCGUCAAUCCUCAACAAUUCCUUAAUCUUGACCUAGUCCGAAAUAUCGUCUUUUUCUUCUUUGUACUACGCAUAGUCCGCCGAACGUUUUGGAAACUAAGAGGCCGAGGCAUCAUCGGAACCAUCGUAGAAAUAUACCAUGACGUACGACGCGUACUAUACGGCUACUUCCUCCGAGCGCCGGGCGUUCGGACGAAGGUUCGGAAACAAAUCAACGAGUCCUUAGCGAAAGUACAAGCGAAGAUGAUACCUGCCGAAGGUACGCGAAAUUUAACCCUGCCGAAAGAGGGUUGGACCGAUGAUGCGUUACGGACGGAGCUCGAGACAUUGGCAAACAUGGACCACACUAGAUGGGAAGACGGCUACGUAUCGGGUGCGGUAUACCAUGGAGAAGAAGACCUGCUUAAGCUACAAACCGAAGCCUAUGGCAAGUUCACCGUUGCGAACCCGAUACAUCCGGACGUCUUCCCUGGUGUGCGAAAAAUGGAAGCCGAGGUUGUCGCCAUGGUCCUCUCUCUGUUCCACGCCCCGCCGACCGCUGCUGGUGUCUGUACCAGUGGAGGUACCGAGAGUAUUCUUAUGGCGUGCUACAGCGCGCGGCAGAAGGCAUAUGUAGAGCGUGGUGUAACGGAACCGGAGAUGAUUCUCCCGGACACUGCACACACAGCCUUCCGAAAGGCCGGUGAUUACUUCAAGAUCAAGGUCCACCUAGUGCCUUGCCCCGCCCCAGCCUACCAAGUCGACAUCCACCGAGUCUCUCGCCUCAUUAACUCCAACACCAUCCUCCUCGUCGGCUCCGCGCCCAACUUCCCCCAUGGCAUUAUGGAUGAUAUCUCUGCCCUCUCUAAGCUCGCCGUAAAGCGCCGUCUUCCACUACACGUCGAUUGCUGUCUAGGCUCGUUCCUCGUCCCACUACUCGAGAAAGCCGGCUUCGAAACCGAACCUUUCGACUUCCGCCUCAAGGGUGUUACGUCUAUCUCUUGCGACACACAUAAGUAUGGAUUCGCCCCCAAGGGCAACUCCACAGUGCUCUACCGCAGUCAGGACUACCGCACAUACCAAUACUUCGUCUCGCCCGACUGGUCCGGCGGUGUCUACGCAUCCCCCGGUAUUGCUGGCUCCCGUCCCGGCGCCCUCAUCGCCGGAUGCUGGGCUAGCAUGAUGCGCGUUGGUGAGGCCGGAUACAUUGACGCAUGUGUCAAGAUCGUCGGUUGCGCGAAGAAGAUCACAGAACACGUCGCUUCCUCCCCCGUCCUCAGCGCCGAACUCGACAUUAUCGGCCGUCCCUUAGUCUCUGUCGUCGCCUUCUCCGCGCGGAAUCUAGAUAUCUACGACAUCGCCGACGGCAUGAAUGCCAAGGGCUGGCAUCUCAACGCCCUCCAAAAUCCCCCCGCCAUGCACGUCGCAGUAACACUUCCGAUUACCAAGAUCUGGGAACGUCUGGUGGCGGAUCUAGAAGCCGUGAUUGAAGCCGAGAGGGAGAAGGAACGUGUUCGUGCGGUGGAGGGUAAGGGGCCUAAGGGUAAGGCAACUGGUGAUACCGCGGCGUUGUAUGGUGUUGCGGGGAGCUUGCCAAAUAAAGCCGUUGUCGUCGAUCUUGCGACGGGAUUCUUGGAUUUGAUGUAUAAAGCGUAAGAACUCAGAUCGAAUUGGCGGAGUGGAGUGGAUAAAAUUGUUUCAUAUCAAGGUGUUAUGCUAGUGCGAUGUGUUUUAGGAGUUGUGCGAAAAAGGGGUUAGGAGGACUAAGGGGAGGGCGUCGGCAACCUUUUGCGGUGGGGUUGGUCGAUUGCUCAUUUUCUUAGGUACGCAACGCAUGACUUGCAAAGCUACUAGGCAUAUAAGGUAUAAUAGUGUAUGUUAGGGAUGGAUGGAAGAUGGUAGGGACGUAGGUAGGUGUGGAUGGGGUUUCGUCAGUCUUUUCGAAAAGAUGGAUUGUUGUACAUAUAGGUUAUAAAUAAGGCAAGGCGAGAAAGGGAUGAAAAACACUAAGGUGCUUAUUAUUACAAAAUCCGUAAUGGGCGGCAUCGCGUAUAUGUAAAAUGUAAAUAGCACGGGACUUAAAGGAUAUAUAUGUGGAUGGUAUAAAGUCUCCAAUCAAUGCUGUUAAGGUUAUACAUAUGUACAUAUUAGAGAAACCUGUUGCGCAAAUGAGGAUGUUGUUCAAUGCUUUGCUUUUUAUACACCAUGCCUUGAGAGAGAUGCUGAGCAU